Molecule: messenger RNA, 714 nt
Organism: Tricharina praecox
Lineage: Eukaryota; Fungi; Ascomycota; Pezizomycetes; Pezizales; Pyronemataceae
Product: mitochondrial inner membrane protease subunit 1
Exons: 2
Coding region: 103-615 (170 amino acids)
Cellular component (GO): mitochondrial inner membrane peptidase complex; membrane
Molecular function (GO): serine-type endopeptidase activity
Source: RefSeq, a predicted model, not a curated record
GUUUCCUAGGUGCUGAUAGACUCUAGAGCAGCGUACUCGUACAUCCGGUCCGAGCGACCCAAUCACCCUUUCGUCACCUCCCCUCACCUCCAACGACAUGCAAUGACCAUCCCGACCAACAUCCUGCUGCAACGCCAACUCCGGCUUCUCCGCUCCUCGGUGCUCGUGGUGCUCUGGACCCACCUGGUCUGGUCGAAAUGCUUCUCGAUCGGCGCAACCAUAGGCCCGUCCAUGCUGCCCACCAUCAAUGUCUCCGGCGACUGGGUGCUCAUCUCGAAGUUCCACACGCGUGGCCGCGAGGUGCGCGUCGGUGACGUCGUCUCGUUUAAGCACCCGCACGAUGGUGGCGAUGUCAGGGUCGUCAAACGCGUGAUCGGGCUGCCGGGGGAUUUCGUGGUGAAGGAUCCGAGCGAUGGCUCAGGGGACAUGUUGCAGGUGCCGAAGGGUCACAUGUGGGUUACUGGCGAUAAUAUGCCGCAUUCGGUGGACUCGAGGUUUUACGGACCAAUUCCAUUGGCGAUGGUGAGUGGCAAGAUCAUUGCCCGCGCAAGGCAUCUAUGGAAAUGGUCGUGGAUGAGGAAUCCUCUGGAUGAGGAGAUGAUGCAGGUCGAUUGAGCGAUCGAACUACAUGGACUGAAUCCUAUCUACAUACAACCAUGUCUCUACACUAUUCCUUCUCUGUAGAUUCUAAAAUACAUGGGACGCCUUCCAACC